UUAUCAGUUUUGUAUAUAACUAUUAUAAGUGAUGCAUGUAUUUUAUACAAUAACUAUUAUUUAAUUUUACAUGUAAGUUUUAUAUAUAUAUAUAUGUAUAUAUAUAUAUAUAUUAAUCAUCAGUUCUAUCAAAUAUAUAAUAUAUGAUGUAUAUAAUGAAUAGAAUAAGAAUUUUAAAUUUAUUUGAUUAAUAAUCAUAUCAUAUGAUAUUUUGUAAUAAUUUAAUAUUUUAUUAUUUAAUUUGAUAAGUAAUAAAUAAAAUUGAAAUAUAAAAAUCUGAAGUUUUAUAUAGAUAAAAUAUGUCUGAAAAUAAAAAGAUUAUACUUGUAACUGGUGGAACAGGACUAGUUGGUAGAGCUAUUCAAAAUAUUAUUGAAAGAAAUAAAAAUGAAAAUGAAAAAUGGAUAUUUAUUGGUUCUAAAGAUGCAAAUUUAUGUGAUAAACAAAGUACAGAAAGAUUAUUUAAAAAAUAUAUGCCUACACAUGUUAUUCACUUAGCUGCUAUGGUUGGUGGUCUAUUUUAUAAUAUGUCACAUAAUUUGGAUUUUUUGCGCAAUAAUAUUCAUAUGAAUGAUAAUGUAUUACAAACAGCUCAUGAACAUGAUGUUGUCAAAGUAAUAUCAUGUUUAUCAACUUGUAUAUUUCCUGAUAAAACAACAUAUCCUAUUGAUGAAUCUAUGGUUCACAAUGGGCCACCUCAUCCAUCAAAUUAUGGUUAUAGUUAUGCAAAGCGUCUUAUAGAUAUUCAAAAUAGAGCCUAUUAUGAACAAUAUGGUAGAAUUUAUACUAGCAUUAUUCCAUGUAAUGUAUUUGGUCCAAAUGAUAAUUUUCAUCCUAGUGCUAGUCAUGUUAUACCAGGCUUAAUGCGUAGACUUUAUGAUUUGAUAAAAGAUGGAAAUACAAAAGAUAAAGAAUUUACUGUAUUAGGUUCUGGGAAACCAUUAAGACAAUUUAUUUACAGUUUAGAUUUAGCUAAAUUAAUAAUAUGGGUUUUGAGAGAAUAUAACUCCGUGGAACCAAUCAUAUUAUCAGUUGAUGAAUCUCAAGAAGUUACAAUUUCUCAAGUAGCUGAAUCAAUUGCCCAAGCUUUUAAUUUCAAAGGAAAACUGAUAUAUGACACAUCUGCAGCUGAUGGACAAUAUAAAAAAACGGCAAAUAAUGGAAAAUUACGAAAAUAUUUGCCUGAUUUUCAGUUUACACCAUUCAAUCAAGCUAUUAAAGAUACUGUUGAUUGGUAUAUAGAGAAUUAUGAUCGCGCGAGAAACUAACGGAAGCUAAUUAUUAAUUUAAUAUUCCAUUUAAAUAAAUUUGGCUGUAUAUAAAAUAAAAAAAGAAAAUUAUAUUAUUUCAGCAUAUAUUCCAUAAUUCAAUGUAAUAUAAUUUAAACGAUGUUUAAGUGUUUAAGGCGAAAUUAUAAAGGUUUGAAUAUAAUUUUAAUUAUAUUGUAAAUUUUCAAAGCAUAAAAUAUAUUUUAAAAUUGUAAAAUAAAAAAAAUUUAUUUUUUAAUCAAA
Apis cerana (Asiatic honeybee) is the source of this 1511-nucleotide messenger RNA. It is a transcript of the gene Gmer, whose product is annotated as GDP-L-fucose synthase-like protein. Gene Ontology annotation, biological process: nucleotide-sugar biosynthetic process. The record is from RefSeq and is a predicted model, not a curated record. Gene Ontology annotation, molecular function: GDP-L-fucose synthase activity. NCBI's taxonomy places the organism in Eukaryota, Metazoa, Arthropoda, Insecta, Hymenoptera, Apidae.